Paramecium octaurelia is the source of this 1532-nucleotide messenger RNA. Lineage: Eukaryota; Ciliophora; Oligohymenophorea; Peniculida; Parameciidae. The record is from the annotation of a GenBank genome assembly.
AUGAGCUUAUAGAAAUGUAAUAAACACGAUUAGUUUCCCAUCUUCUACAAUUCAUCAUAAAUACACUCAACGUUUAAAAAUUUAUGCUUCUUUUGUAUUGCAGAAUUUAAGAAUGAGGACGUAUGAAUCAAAAUUUGAUAUUAUAGUUUAAGAGAUAAUAAAACAUCCUAAUUUAUGAGAAUAAAGAAAUAUGUAAUAACAAUAUUUCAUUGCUCCUAAAAAUAAAGGGAAAUUUGAACUAAUAUAAAUAUUAUAUAAAUGUAGCAUUAGAAUCAUUGAUCAAAAGUACUGAUUCCUAAAUUAAUCUAAUAAAAAAGUCAACUCAGAAAUGUUAAUCAUUAAUUAGCUAAAUCCCAAUAAUUGAUGCCAAUUAAUUUAUUAAUGGUUAUCAAUAAAUUCAGACAUAAUUACCUAAUUAUUUAAAUAUUAAAGACAUUCUAUUAAGCGAAAUAAAUUCAUUUGACAAAUCGAAUUUCAUUCAUGAAAUAGAAGAAACAUUAAUGCGUUUUGAUGAAGAUAACUUAAAUCAUUCAAUAUAUAUUAAAACAUAAAAAUUGGAUUGUGAAAAUUCCCAUUAAAGUGGGGUUAAGACAAAUUUUAGAUAUGAAUUGUCUUAGAAACUUUCAAUUAAGCAGGAAGAAAUUUGUAAAGCAAUUGCUAUCAAUAAGGAUUCAUAAUUCGUUGCUGUAGGAUGUAAAGAAAAAAUAAAGAUGUUCUUAUUAAAGGAUGAGAACCUUGAUGAAAUCCAGAUAUUAAGCGAACAUUAAAAAAAUGUAAAUUGCUUGUUGUUUAUGGGGCAAUUUAAUUCCUUUGUGUCCUGUAGUGAUGAUAACACAAUUAGAAUUUGGACAUAACAAUAAAAUAAUUUAUGGAUAUCUUAAUAAACUCUAGAUCAACAUACUGAUUAGGUGUAUUGUAUAAUUGUUAAUAAUAAAGAGGAUUUAAUUAUUUCUGGAAGUAAAGAUAAAUCAAUAAUCUUUUGGGGGAAAUAAAAUUAAUGGUUAUAAUUAUAAACAAUAUAUACCCAUAAAGAUUGCUAACAUAGUUUAUGUUUAAAUGAAUAAUAAAAUACAUUAAUUUCAUGUGGAAGGGAUAAUACACUAUUAGUGAUUAAACAAGAAAAUAUGAUUUGGUCUGUUACUUAAACAAUCGAAGUUUAAUCAUUUGGAAAUAGUUUAUGUUAUAUUAGUAACAGUGCUUUUUCUUUUUAAUCUAAUAAUUGUAAUAAACUACAGAUCUAUUCAUUGAAAGAUAAUUUAUAUUAUAAAGCUAAAGAAAUUUUAACUAUGGAUGGAAAUGAGUUUGAUUUAUUUUUCCCUUAAAAUUUUAUCAAACAGAAGUCACUCUUGGUUUAUAAAAAUGGAUCAAAUGUCAAUUUCCUCUAAUUAAAUUAGAAUUUAGAAUUUAUUCUCGUUUACUCAAUCUAGUUUAAUAAUUCUUAAGUUUUUGGAACGGUAAGUGUAGAUGGUUAAUAUUUACUUACAUGGGAUAGUGAAGGAAAAGAAAUAUAAAUAAGAAAAUACAUUAAUUGA